GGGAAGGGGUGAGAUCUUUCUGCUUCUCUCUGUACCCAGACCUGAUAGAGGGAAAGGCUGAACCUUCCUGUAACUACUUCCUGUUUCCUGUGUCCCUGGCCUGCUGCGUUCUCCAGAGAUGGAAACAAGGAGGUUAGAGGGGAAAUGGGAGAAUGAAGAGCCGGACACUGAGGAUCCUCUGGACACAAUAAAGAGGGAAAUGGAUCCGGUUCCUGGGGCCGCAGCUUCCCUAGAGCUAAAACCAGAAGUAUUACAGGUAAAGGAGGAAGAACCAGACUAUGAAUAUUACCUGCACACAAUAAAGAGGGAAAUGGAUCCCGUUCCUAGGGCCGCUUUACUCACACCUGUCUCUUCCUUACUGGCAGCUUCCCCAUUGGCUGAAUCAGAAAUAUUACAGAUAAAGAUAAAGGAGGAAGAAUCGGACCCUGAAGAUCAUGUGACCCCAGUGGAAAGUUUAGCAGUACCAGUUAGUGAUGGGGGUGGGAACAUGAAGGCUGAGCACAGUUCUGAACUGCCCAAACCAGAGACUGACUGGGAGUCCGGCACAAGAUCUGGCGAUUGCUUAACAAGCUCUGAUGGAUCAGGUUUUAUCUGCAGUAAAUGUGGGGAAACCUUCCCUUUAAAUAGUGAAGUCACCCACGUUUGUGGGACACUAGUGAGAACCGACACAGGAGAGACUCCUUUCACUAGUAUGGAAGGUGAGGAGAGUUUUACUGACAGAGGGAACCUUCCUGAACAUCAGAGAACUUACACAGGGGAGAAACCAUUCACCUGUACAGAAUGUGGCAAAGGUUUUACUCAGAAGCAAACCCUCCGAAACCACAUUAAACUUCACACCGGAGAAAAACCUUACUCUUGUACAGAAUGUGGGAAAAGUUAUACUAACAAGAGCGGCCUUCAACUGCAUAAGAGAACUCACACUGGAGAGAAACCUUUCACCUGUACUGAAUGUGGGAAAAGCUUUUCUCAGAAGAACAAUCUUGCGGUGCACAAAAUGAUUCAUAAACACAAGCCCUUCUCUUGUAACGAAUGUGAGAAAAGUUAUUCUGAUCUGGAAAAGCUGCGUGUGCACCAAGCAGUUCACAUGGGGGAAAACUCAAUUAAAUGUAAAGUGUGUGGGAAAUGUUUUUCUCACAAAAUCAAUCUUAAAACCCACGAGAGAGUUCACACUGGAGAGAAACCAUUCACCUGUACAGAAUGUGGCAAAAACUUCUCUUUCAUCACUAGUUUUAUUCAACACACAAGACUUCACACAGGGGAGAAACCAUAUUCAUGUGCCGACUGUGGGAAACAAUUCUUGCAAAAAAGCAACAUGCGAGUUCAUCAGAAGAUUCACACCAGAGAGAAAAAUCUCACCUCUUCUGAAUCUGGGGGAAAUGUUUCUGUUACGGCCAGUGUUCAAAGUGAUCCCACUGCAGAGAAACCAUUCACCAGUACAGAAUGUGGGAAAACUUUCUCUAGAGAAGGCACCCUUGACAUGCACCAGAAAAUUGACACUGAGGAGAAUCCUUUUACUUGUACAGAAUGUGGGAAAAAGUUUACAGAAAAUGGAAAACUCCAAAGGCACCAAAGAACUCACACUGGAGAGAAACCAUUCACCUGCAUGGAAUGUGGGAAAAGCUUUGCUGACAAGGGCACCCUUCGUAAACACAGAAAUACUCACACUGGGGAGAAUCUUUGCACCUGUACAGAAUGUGGGAAAAAGUUUACGGAAAAGGUUAAACUCCAAAGGCACAUAAGAACUCACACUGGAGAGAAACCAUUCACCUGUACGGAAUGUGGGAAAAGCUUUGCUGACAAGGGCACCCUUCGUAAACACAGAAAUACUCACACUGGGGAGAAUCUUUGCACCUGUACAGAAUGUGGGAAAAAGUUUACGGAAAGCAGAAAACUCGAAAGGCACCAAAGAACUCACACUGGAGAGAAACCAUUCACCUGUACGGAAUGUGGGAGAAGCUUUACAGAAAAGGCAUCCCUUCAUCAACACAGAAUAACUCACACAGGAGAGAAACCCUUCACCUGUACAGAAUGUGGGAAAUAUUUUUCUUUGAAGAGCUCCCUUCAGAGGCAUAAGAAAAUUCACACUAGAGAGAAACUGCUCUCCUGUACGGAAUGUGGGGAAAGCUUUGAAGAAAAGGAGUCCCUUCUUCAACACAGAAGAACUCACACAGAAGACAAACCAUUCACCUGUACAGAAUGUUGGAAAUCUUUUUAUGACAAGGGCUCCCUUCAGAGACAUAAGAGAAUUCACACUGGAGAGAAACCAUUCACCUGUACAGAAUGUGGUAAAAGCUUUUUUCAAAAGGGCAAUCUCAACUUACACAAAAUGAUUCACAUAAAAACCCUUUGAAUGUGGCUAAUGUGACAAAAGUCUGACUUGAAAAUACAUUCUGUGCAACAAGCAGAUCACGUAGAGGAGAAAGACUUUGUAAUAAAGGGAGGAACCUUUAUUAAUCAUUUUAUCAAUGAAUAUUAAUAAAAAAUAUUAAUACAAAUAUAAAGGACCAAUGAUUAAGCCUUCUGAUGAACUACCAGUGAGCAAUAACUUACACACACACAAGUAAUAGUACAAUUAAAUAGAUUCACUCGGCUUAAUAUGAAGUGUUUACAGAGAUGGUCAAUUCUGCAUCAGUUCAACAGACAUGAUGGAACCUCACAACCUUUGGUGCUUGACCUUCCUGAUAACAAAGCAGAGGAUCCAAAUUCCUGACACACUCAUGGGUCUGAGGUGAAGUUAUUGACCAAACAUUGAGUGUUUCUUCUAUAGUCAAUCUCUGAGGAGACCUCUAACUCCAAAUGCUGUCCUGUACAAUAUUGUUGAAGAAUUUCUAAAAGAUCAGGAGGAACUUUAUAUCUCCUCAACCAGGUCUGUCUACUCAUUCUUAAAGAUGUUUCCUGGCCAACUAGACUAUUGCUAUGGAAUGUUGGCCCAGCAAUAUAAGUAUACCAGGGACAUUGGACUCAAAAUCCUACCUAAACUUAAGGUUUGUAUUCACUAUAAAUUAAAAAUAUACUGUAAAUCAUCAUAAAGACCAUUAUUAAAAAAUUCACACUGGAGAGAAAAUGUUCACUUGUACAGAGUGUGGGAGAAAGGAGUAGCUUUCGCAUACCCCCCCCCCCCCAAAAAAAAAAACACACUUGGGAGAAAUGUUUCACAAAUGUUUUUCAAAUGUGGGGAAAGUUUUUUACUGACAAGAGAAUUUACACUUUAGAGAAACCUUCCACCUGUAUAGAAUGUGGAGUUUUUACUGAAAACUGCAUCCUUCAAGUUCUUCAUAGAACUCUCACUGGAGAGAACCCAUAUUCCUGCCCAGUAUAGGGGAAAUGGUUUUCUGUUAAAGUGGUUCUGUCACCCAGACACAAAAAUCUGUAUAAUAAAAGUCCUUUUCAAAUUAAA
Molecule: messenger RNA, 3397 nt
Organism: Xenopus laevis (African clawed frog)
Lineage: Eukaryota; Metazoa; Chordata; Amphibia; Anura; Pipidae
Product: oocyte zinc finger protein XlCOF6-like
Exons: 5
Coding region: 119-2350 (743 amino acids)
Source: RefSeq, a predicted model, not a curated record